Zingiber officinale is the source of this 3408-nucleotide messenger RNA. Its product is annotated as phosphoinositide phosphatase SAC2-like. Gene Ontology annotation, molecular function: phosphatidylinositol-3,5-bisphosphate 5-phosphatase activity. The record is from RefSeq and is a predicted model, not a curated record. Gene Ontology annotation, biological process: phosphatidylinositol dephosphorylation. Lineage: Eukaryota; Viridiplantae; Streptophyta; Magnoliopsida; Zingiberales; Zingiberaceae. The transcript has 16 exons. Bases 441 to 3056 code for a protein of 871 amino acids. Gene Ontology annotation, cellular component: intracellular membrane-bounded organelle.
GCCCGAACUAAGCGCGGUCUUCCUUCGCUCCGAUUCCUCUACGCUCCCACGCAAUCGCCUUCCGUGGAGUUGAAGAGGACGGCAAAGCCGCGACCAAUCGCAGCAAUGCACUGAUUGAUCGAGAGGGGGAGAACCACAAGAGGCAAUUUUUUUUAAUCAUUCUUCGUCGUCGUUUGUUUAUGACAAGGAAAGAUCCUUGAGGGUACUGAUUUCUGCCCUUUGUAUGCGCCCUUUGAUUUGUUUCUAUUUGCGCCCUUUGAUUAGUUUCUAUUUCAAGGAAAGAUCACGAGUUGGUUGCAGAGAAAGAGAGAGAGAAUUUUUUUUUUUGAAUCUUUCCCCCCUCAAAGAUUCCUGCCUUUUUUCGCCCCAGCCCCGUGAAUGGAAGAGAGCGAGAGGGUAGGUCGUUGGUGGAUUAGAGAGGAGGUGGGUCUUGCGAGGACAUGAGGAAGGAGGGUUCGAGCUUGCCAGAUCGGAUGGCGGCGGGUAGAGAGACGGCGGAUCAGUCGCCGGCGGGAUCGGCCGGCACCGUAGCUGUUCCCAGGAAUAAUUUCCUUCGGAAGUUUAGGCUCUACGAGACUCGAUCGACAUUUUAUGUAGUUGGAAACAAUAAGGAUAGCUCAUACUGGAGGGUGUUAAAGAUCAAUAGGUUGGAGCCUUCUGAGCUGAGUAUUCAUGAAGAUCCGAGAAUCUACUCGGAAAAUGAAUGUCAUGAUAUGCUCACACAAAUACACUUGAAGAAUAUUGCAACUGAUGGAUUAAGAUUUGUCACCAAAUGUUAUGGCAUUGCAGGAUUUGUCAAGUUCCUAGGGCCUUACUACAUGCUACUCAUUACUAGGAGAAGGAAAGUUGGUACCAUUUGUGGUCACUCUAUAUAUGCUGUCUCUAAAAGUGAAAUGAUCACACUACCAAAUUCUGAUGUGCUGUCAAAUAUCGCCUAUUCUAAGGAUGAAAACAGAUACAAGAGCCUACUCUGCUCUACCUGUCUCAGAGAGGACUUCUUCUUCAGUUAUUCCUACAACAUUAUGCGAAGCCUCCAAAUAAACUUAUGUGAUGGUGAAACAAAGUCUGACCUCCAUGAAACAAUGUUUGUCUGGAAUGCUUUCUUGACACGUGGUGUUCGUGAUCUUCUCCAGAACACUACUUGGAUAGUUGCUUUAGUUUAUGGAUUUUUUAAGCAGGCUAAAAUUUGUGUGUCUGGUAAAUAUUUUUGGCUGACACUCAUUGCUAGGCGCUCUCGUCAUUUUGCUGGAACCAGGUAUCUAAAACGUGGUGUUAACGAGAAAGGUGAAGUGGCCAAUGAUGUUGAGAUAGAACAGAUUGUAUCUGAAGAUAUACCUGGAGGGAUUUCUUCAGCAAUAGCUUCUGUUGUACAGAACAGAGGGUCCAUUCCGCUCUUCUGGUCCCAGCAAACUUCAAAAUUUAAUUUAAGGCCUGAUAUUAUAUUGCAUAAGAAGGACAAAAACUUCGAUGCUACAUGGCUUCAUUUUGACAAUCUUGUAAAGAGAUAUGGAAAUCCUAUUAUUAUUUUAAAUCUUAUUAAGUCAUUUGAGAAGAAGCCUCGAGAGUCUUUGCUUCAUGCAGAAUUUACUAAUGCUAUUGAUUCCAUAAACAAAGAUCUAUCAGAGGAGAAACGCUUGAAAUUCUUGCACUGGGAUAUUCAAAAUUAUACUAGAAGAAAAGGUGCAAAUGUGUUGGAAUCAUUAGGCAAAGUGGCAGCGUGUACUUUGGAGAUAACAGGGUAUUUUUAUUGCCAGACGACUUCACCCUUGAAGAAUCAGAAUAUUCUGGAGUGUUCACAACCUCUGGGACACUAUCGUGGAGAAUUGCUACGCAAACCUGGCAAUAGGUCAUUUAUCGAUUUCAUACGGACAUCAGAUAUCCCUCAAAGUAAAUAUUCUGGUGCUAAUACAGAAAAGGAUGGUGAUACUUUGGCUAAUGAAGCGUAUUCUGCUAGUGCUCAAAAUGAAUACUCAGAUAAAACUAAUUACCAAAGUAACAUUUUUGCUAAACCAAUUAAGUUCCAAAAAGGAAUCCUGAGGACAAAUUGUAUAGAUUGCUUGGACCGCACAAAUGUUGCGCAAUAUGCAUUUGGUUUAGCUGCUCUUGGUCAUCAGCUUCAUGCAGUGGGAUCAAGGGAAGCUGUAAAAAUUACUCUUCAUUCUCCUUUGGCUGAUGACUUGAUGGUAUUGUAUGAGAAAAUGGGUGAUAAACUUGCCUUACAAUAUGGUGGCUCUCCUGCCCAUAACAAGAUAUUUUCUGAAAGAAGAGGUCAAUGGAAGGCAGCAACCCAGUCCCAAGAAUUACUAAGGACUAUCCAACGCUACUACAGCAAUGCUUACAUGGAUGUAGAGAAACAGCAUUCUAUAAAUUUAUUCCUCGGAUACUUCCAACCCCAGCAUGGUAAACCUGCAUUAUGGGAUCUGGAUGCAAGUCAGCCUUAUAGUACUGGAAGGAAUUAUGCAUUUGCUGAUGAAUAUACAAGGUCAAUUUUCGUAAGAUCCCUAUCUGAUGGCAAUGUUCUAAGUGAAGGUAGUCCACCCUUGUCUUUCUCUGAUGUUGCACCAAAUGACUUAGUAAGUUCAUCGUUGUCUGCAAGAGUAGAACAACAAUUACCUGUACGAGGACUUUGUGAUUCCACACCAGAAAUUUUAUCUUGUGAAAACAAUGUGCCACAUCUUGGGUCAACAGUUUUUAGAAACUUUACUUCAGAUGAUGCACAUAUAUGUUUCAGUGAUCAUAAAUUGAAUGGAUCAGACUGCUCUAACUUCCUUGAUUUUGAUUGGCUUUCAUCAGCAGGAAGUUCUUGCAAGGAUGAAGAACAUAAGAUAUCCUCUCUUAUCAACUCACCGAAUGCAAACUUGGCAACUAAAAAUGUCACCGAUAGUGUCUCCAAUGAAGUGAUUACCAUUUUGCAUGAGGAAAGUCAUAGAGUUCAGGAAGUGGAAGCAAAUCGGAGAGAAGCUUCUUCAACCAGUGUUGCUGAAAGCUCCAAAGCUGGCCAGUUUUCAGAUAAAUUUGCCUAUUGGGUUGACCAUGGAGGGGCUUUCGGCUACUGAUCACACUCAAUUAGGAUAUCCUCAGGCCGUGCGGAUCAACUUCAACUUGGAUUACGCAAAACAACACCGACUAACUUCAGCUUAAAAAACACAAGUUCGACACUAGAGAAUUUGAUGAUUUCUCACUGAUAAGUAGUUUCAAAGCGAAGAUACGAUUCUUUAUAUUCGACAAUUCUAAGUUUGAGUGUACAUAAUACUGACACAAACUUACAGUUGAUGAAAUAAUCGUGAUGUGUAAUGCUCUGUUGAAGUUGGAAACUUAUCCCAUCUACUUUGUGGCUUCUAAACUCGACUGUAUCUAUAAAAUGUAAUGCUUUGUUAAAGUUGGUGAUGCUCUAAGCAAUGUUGCUAU